GUUCAGUCCAGGGUGUUGUAGGGGCCGUCUCAUGUAUUCUCGUCCAUAAGGUGAGGUGUGAUGGGUGAGGUGGAUGAGAGGUUGACCUCCUCGGGUGUUGCUGGUCACCAUGCUUUUGCUAACAGAGGAUGGCUCAAGACACAUCUCCUGUCCUACAAAACCCUCAGUCUGGUGGUGCUGUCUGUGCAAACUUCAACGAUGGUCCUGCUUCUUCGUUACAGCCGCACGUCAAUUAAUUUUGCCCAUCAGCCAUACAUCAUCACCACUGCUGUCUUCUCAUCUGAGGUUCUUAAGCUGGGACUUUCCCUGGGAUUUUUACACAUAGAGUCUGGUAAGGUAAUGAAAGCAACUUUGAAUCGGCUUUAUGAAGACGUAUUUAUCAAUAUUUGGGAGACAUUGAAACUGGCCAUUCCAGCUUUUUUAUAUGUCGUCCAAAACAACUUGCUUUUUAUUGCACUCUCCAACCUGGAUGCUGCCACAUAUCAGGUCACGUACCAGUUAAAGAUCCUGACGACAGCUAUUUUCUCAUGGGUAAUGCUCGGCAAGCGUCUUACACCCAUCCACUGGCUAGCCCUCUGUCUGCUCAUGUUGGGGGUCUCUCUUGUACAGGUGGAGGGGAGCAGUAAUGGUAAUGGCAGCAACAGUAAGGUUCUGCCAGUUGCCCCAGAGGUGGAGGUGCUUGAGGGUGGUGAUUCAGUGAUACUCGGAGGCACAGAGGAAGGUGCAGGUUUUCCACCGCCUGACAUACGCAAUGAACACCCCAACACAGAAGUAUCGAGACUUUUAGGAAUUUUAGCAGUUUUUGUAUCGUGUAUUUCUAGCGGAUUCUCGGGCGUGUACUUUGAACGACUCGUUAAGAGAGGUACACAAACAUCAUUGAUCAUCAGAAAUAUUCAGCUGGGAAUGUUUUCUAUUGCAUUUGCUGUGAUAGCAGUGAGCAGUGAUAGUACAGCUAUUAAGGACGGGGGGUUCUUCCAGGGUUACUCCGUUGCCACUUGGAUGGUAGUUCUUAUACAAGCAUUUGGUGGACUGGUAGUGUCAGUGGCAAUGAAGUACGCCGAUAACAUUCUGAAGGGGUUUGCCACUUCGCUGUCCAUUGUGAUGUCUACUCUAGUGUCGUGGCUGGUCUUGGGAGACGCUGCCCCAUCCACACAGUUUGUUGUCGGAGCAACCAUUGUUAUAUCAUCAACGGUACUGUAUGGCCUCACCCCUCAAAAGGGGGGUGUGUACACUGCAGGUUCUCAGCUUUCAUCUAUCAACAGCUCUCAUAAGAUCAUCAAGGAAGAAAAAAGUGAGUGAAAUCGUAUGACCUAAGCAAAGGUGGCCACUUUUAACAGAUGUUACACAAUGUAAAAGUUAAGACAUGAAAUUCAUGAGGCUGCCUAAAGGUAAGUCAGCUAUGUAUAUUUUCAUCUACAAUAUUUGUGUCAAAAUACAGUACAGUAUUUGAAUAUAAUUACUGUAAUGGAAUAUUUCCCACAGAGGGUUUUUGUGUGAUUAUCUGUGUUGUUACUGGCAGCUGUGGUCACCCAGGAUAAUGUUUAGUCACUUGGAGGGCAUUAUUACUAAUACUGUACAGGACUGGUCAUAAUUAGUCAGGCUAGAAAAUGGGUGCAUAGGUGUGAUACCUGUGCUCAAGAAGGUCAUGAAGAAUGUGUUCAGUGAUGUUAUGGUUAUUUGGAUAAUUUACUAUAAGUUAAAGUUUAGAUAAUUAAGGUUAAUGUUGAUGCCAGAGGCACUUUUUUCAGUAAAUAUUUAAAGUUUAUUAUAAAAAAUCGGCAGGUCAGGUGUUUAGUAAGAACUUAUUAAUGUAAUGCUUUUUCUUCUACUUUACAAUGGUAAGUGAAGAUAUGUGCAGAAAAUAUUGUGUUAUUUAAUCUAAAGAAAAUACAGGCAUCCCCCGGGUUACAGAAUUUCGCCCUUACGGAACUUACAAAUUUAGACCUUAAUUUCGGGUUACAGAAAAGAAAAUAACCUCUAUGGAAUUUUAAAGAAAAAAAUGCUAUUUUUAAUAAAAAAUUUAACCAAAAAAAUUUAAAAGUAGUGUGUGAAUGCAUUUGUGGUGGCCACAAGGCCGCUCAACUCCCCAGUUAUCAUCAAUCACCAUAACAAUGGAGCUGCUCAGUUUAAAUUCUUUCCCCAGGUUGUUUUCAGUUAUGUGGCUGUUACUUUGUACCCUUAUUCAAGAUGAGUGGAAAAAGCCUAUCAAGUUCAAGUGAAAGCAGUGGUGAUAAAAGAUUCCAUAAAGGAAUUACAUUGGACAUUAAACUUGAUGUUGUAAGGAGGUAACUCCCAGUAAUUCUGAUCCCACAACUUCACCACCACCUGCAGCACUCAAUAUUGUUUCUGGUAAGUAAAAUUAGAGUGUUCUGUUCAUUUUUUAUCAUGUUACAUCAUGAAUGACUCAUCAUAUGUGGCUAAAACUGUCUAAUUUCAUACACAUACGUGCUUGUGUCACAUUUUUGGGCCUUAAGAAAUUUCCUUAGGAAUGCAUCUCAACUUUUAUGCUGGAAGCAUAUGAGAAAAGUGGUUUUGCGUUACAGAAUUUUGCUUUACGGAAAGAUUUUCAGGAAUGGAACCCUUCCGUAACCUGGGGGAUGCCUGUACUGUACUUAUAUUGUACAGUAUAUACUGUAAGGUAUACUAUAAUUUGUACUAAGCGGAAGUCCUGAUAUUCCCAUUAGGUAUGGGCAUCACUGGGUGUCAGAAGUACCCUCCAGAUGAUACAUUUACCUUCCAGAAAGGGGAAUUUUAUCAAUGGUUUACAUUCAUUGUAGGUUCUUGUGGCCAAGUGACAUACAGUUCAGUGGCUAAGGUUUUAUCUUUUACCAUUACAGUAUGUGCAAUAUGCCUGGUCUGUUGUCUUUCUAUAAAUGUUAACUUGAGACCUGAGAAUUUUUUACUACUUCUCAUCUAAGGAACUAUGAUCUGUCUCAGUCACUGGAAAUGUAAAUAUUCAUUAUUAGCAAUACUUUUUUGCAUUCCUGAAAGAAAAAGAUCAUUCAAAGAAAGAAGUUACAUUGCUGGGUUAGUAACUGUAGAUCUUCGGUAAACUCUCCAUUUACCAAAGCUUGCAGGGGGAAGGAUGUUAUUUGGUCACAAAAACUUUGUUUACCACUUAAUUAUAAGUAACCUUUUGUUUGUGUAUUACAGUAGCUAGAGCUAUUGAAUUACCUUAUACGAAUUGUUUAUAACUCUACCAAAGACAUAAAUACUCGGCUUAUUAAUUAUGAAUAUGAUAUUUAUAAACAUGACUUAAGCUAAAGUAACAUAUUCUACUCAAUAAAUUAACAUCAGAACAAUAAAUUUCUAACAGUGAGUUUAACAUGACACAGUGGUAAGGAGCACAGUUGGUGGGAUAUCAGAGGUAGUAAUGUUUAUCAGUCCACCACAGUGCGUUGUAAUGAAGUGUUAGCCCAAAAAUUCCCAAUAAUCACAGAAUUUGUUAAUGUUUGGAUUAAUUGGAGGGUUUACUGCAUGUUAGAAGAUUUUGUUAUACUGUAUUUAUUUUCUUUGAGUGAAACAUGUUGAAAAUAAGUAUUGCUUACUAAUAAUCAUGUCACAAUACUGAUGCUAGUCUUAUAUAUGUGAUAUUUAAUGUAUACAUAUUUGUUCUUAAUUUAUAAUGUUCUAGUACAAAGAACAGAAUGCAUAUGUAUAUUACUAUCUUCAUUAUUUAACUUACACAGUGCUAUAAUUGAGACUUCUCUAAAAGGAACAUUAUGUAUGGUCACAAGGAGGAGGUUUUAAGUUGAUCAUCAUACACAUUUAUUUUAGAAAUUUGAAAAAAAACUUAUUCAUCCAACCCAUCAAAUAAUCACCCAAUACAUCACUUAACUAUUGCAUUUUGCCUUGUAAAUACCAAUUGUUCUCUUCAUCCUUCAAUAUUCAGUUCCUUGCUUUUAAACUGAAAUAAUGUUCAAAUUGGAUGACACCUGAGUAACUUUAAUGUGAUCAAUGAGUCAAUAAACUAAUGAAUGUAGAUAAUUAGAUAUAUUACUUGAUAUACCUUUGGUAAAACAUGGCCUUUUUAGAAAAUGUUGACACACCUGUACUUGCUUUGAUAUAAGAUUAAAUUUGUUUCAUGAAUAUCAUAGCUGUGUUGUUUAUGUUGGUGUAGGAAUUAAUAUAUUUUUUGUUAAAGUCCACAUUUUUCUCCUGUAAGUUAAAUGAUACUACAGGGGUUAGUUGUCUAUGAGCUAAAUACCAUUAUGCACAUCUCUUUACACUGCAUCGUAAUCUAUGAACCAAACACCUUAGCUUCUUACACCUCUGUUUACAUUGUCUUUACUGUCAGUUUACACAUCUCACGGGGCAUAUGUCAUAUCUAUUGUUUUUCCUUUGUCUUUUAUUUAUUUUACUCUUACCUUUGAAAUUGCUUUUAUAGCCUUGCUCUGUAUGUAAAUAUUCAUCUCACACACUGGAAAUGUUUUUCUUUCUGUACCGGUAGUCAUCAUUUCUCUUCGAAGAUGUUGAUAGUUGCCGAAUUAAACAGGAUCCUUGUGGUUCCUUUACUCUCUGCAAACCAAUUAUUUCUCCACUCUUAUUGAUUCCACUUUCUAUAUUUUAUUUAUUUUUUCAACUCUUAGCUCUUACCACAUCUGUCACUCACAUGAUUCAUUUCAACAGCUUAAAUUUUAAAACUUUUGUACUGUAUUUCAUUUCCAUUUCACUCCCCCCAGAUCCAUGGUUAUACAGUAAUUGUAUUAAUUCAUAAACCUCUUCUAAAAUCUAGAUCUGUUUUCCUUUAGUCUGUUUGAGUGUUAAUAGGUUUUAUCUGCCAACAGUACAAAAGCAACAAAUUGGCUAUUCACCAACUGCUCUCUCUCUGAUUUGAUCUCCAUUUACUAAAACAUCUUUGCUUCUUUCCUCACCCUCAUGAUUUAUUAGUCUAUACUGUACUUCUUUCUUCCUUGACAUGCUUAGUUCUUAACUCUGCUUUCCUGUACUGUAUAUUAAUAGUACUGUACUAUUUGUAACGUUAUUCUGUCACCUGGUAUAGUCCGCCAAAAAACUAUUAGCAAAGGAGUAUUAUAGGUGUAGGUAGAACAGUUCACAAGAGCACAAAUUCCAAUAGUCUACUUCUAUGAUAGGGUUGUGUUCCUGAAAACCUUGUAGACUGAAUAAUCUUAAUCUGAAUCUCGCAUUUAUCCGUUGAUUACUAUUAUAAAUUAAGAUAUAUUUUAAAAACGAACAUCAUCGACUGAAAUGCUUGCUCUUUUAUUUUUCAUUAUGUACUUAUAAUAAUCUUCCAGUAAUUUUUGUGCCAUUCUAUACUAUCAGUCUCUAUUCCAGUUACUUUCAACUGCAUAUCACACGAUUUCUCUUUUCAACGAGUACGUACAGUAUAUUUUGCCUUUAAUCUAUGUUAUACUGUCUAUGUUAAGAAUCCUUUUUUUGUUUUAUUCCCACAUUCCUAAGUGAUUCACCAGUGUGCUGUGUUUUAGCUAAGUUCUCUUAACACAAGACCUUCUACAUAGAACUUAUGUAUCCCUACGAGCACCUUGCUUUUAAUCAGUUUUAUACUUUGUCAUUAUUUCCACAUUGCAUAACACCCUUCCAUUAUUGUGCAUCAUUUGAAUGUAGCUUAGAUGAUGCUACCUUGUUGUAGUGAAGGUUGUGAACUUUCUUCUAUAAAAUCAAUAUUUUUUUGUUAUUGUUAUCCAAAUAGUGAUAGGCCUCAUGAGGAAGGUUAUACCACAGUGUUUCAUACAACAUUGGCCUUUUGUAGUGUAACUGGUAAUGGAAUGGAAAAAAUCUUAGUUAGUGAAGUAAACUCAACAAACUUUUAAGACCUUUUAGUUAAACAUGAAUAAAGUAAUCAAGAAAAUUUUUAUCUGAUGUUUAAAUUCUUUGAGUGAAAGUUAUUUCCCUUGUCAUUCCUAGAAAUGCACUAUAAAGUAAGUAAAUUGAAAAAUAUAUUGUAAAUUAAAAUAUACGUACUUACGCUAAAGAUCUGUAAGAACCAAUCGAUGUGAAGAUGUCACCCUUAUAUUUUGCAAUGCAUAUGAAAGUAAACUGUCCAAGUGAUAUACUGUAGUAAGCCCUCAAUGAGUUAAUUACAACACUUACCUUACACUUCCCUUUCAUAUUUCUUAAUUAUUCAUUACAUUCAUUUGUUGGCUUUAUCAUCAAUACCAUAUACCAAUAACACAUACAGAAUCCCUAUCAUAGCUCUCAUUAACAGUUUCUGCCAUUACACCUAAAGUAAAGGAAAACUCCAAUAGAUGUUCAUAAUUGUAACCAACAGACAGAGAGCUAAUGAUGGGCCAGGAGAUGCAAAGUAUAAUGGAAUGAUAGUGGUUACUGAAGCAAAUACUUCCCUAAAAUAAUAUCAUAGUAUAACUCAGCAUUGUAUUUAGUGGAUUUAACUUUAGGCCUGUAAUAACCUGCAAUUUCUAACCUGUUUAAUUCUUUUCUCUUCUCAUAAUGCUGACAGCUUUAACAAUUCUCCUUCUACACCAAAAAAUUGUAAAUGCUUUUCAUGUUUUAUUUUAAAAAAUUUCUAAAUUAUCAGAUACAGUACUAAUUACACCUUUUUUUCUCGAGGUAAUAAAUUCUCUCUUUAGGAUUUUCUCAAUUCAGAUUCUCAGAGUGAAGGUGAUCCACACUCAUUUCACUCAGUAUAUCCUACACUUAUUUUUCCACCCUGCAUGUACAGAUCCAGCACUCAUCUAACCACAAUCACAUUAUUAAUAAACAAAAAUAAUUUAUUCAAGGCUAAAAUAAAAAUAUAAAUUCUUCUUUCUUCAAUGUUUUGUAAACAAACAUUCUCAAGGUGAUGAACUAGCCCACUAAUCUACGUAUAAAUAUCACACACUCACACAUUGUUCUCUCCCAUAUCUAGAUUAGUAAAUAUAUUCACUUCCUUGCUCACUUAACAUUCUUUGUAAGCGAACAUCUGAUCUACAUAACCAUGUCAUUCCAUAAAGCUUUCCAAAUUUUCUCUCACUUAAGACUAAAAUGAUUCUUUCUGUUACUACACACAUAUGUACUACCUCUUAUACUCCCCAAGCUAAUACCAGAAUAAUUCUUAAGUGCUACAAUGUUGAGGACUAUAUUAACAUUUAUGAACUUGUUAUAAACUACACUGGUUGUGCUGGGUAUUACUUGAGGUGAGAUUUUAGUUUUAUCACCAAAAUGUCACAAAGUUCAUGACAGUUUUAAUAAUGUAUGUACAGUGCUUUAGGUUCAAGACUUACUUUUAGUCUUCAGAAUGCAGAAAAUUACUCAAAAAAGGUCAACAUUGAUGCUUAAUGAUUUAAGCAGGAAAGAAAAUAAUGUACCGUAGAUUCGGGUUAAUUUGAUAUGUAAUUGUAGCAUUGAAUUAUUAUAUUCGUUAUUUAAUAAUGGUACGUGUGAGAAAAGAAUUUAAAUAAACGAGAAUGAAAUUACAGUA
Homarus americanus (American lobster) is the source of this 7399-nucleotide messenger RNA. Its product is annotated as UDP-N-acetylglucosamine transporter-like. Gene Ontology annotation, molecular function: UDP-galactose transmembrane transporter activity. Bases 61 to 1299 code for a protein of 412 amino acids. Lineage: Eukaryota; Metazoa; Arthropoda; Malacostraca; Decapoda; Nephropidae. The record is from RefSeq and is a predicted model, not a curated record. Gene Ontology annotation, cellular component: Golgi membrane. Gene Ontology annotation, biological process: pyrimidine nucleotide-sugar transmembrane transport. The transcript has 8 exons.